Ictalurus punctatus (channel catfish) is the source of this 4291-nucleotide messenger RNA. It is a transcript of the gene adamtsl5, whose product is annotated as ADAMTS like 5. Gene Ontology annotation, molecular function: metalloendopeptidase activity; protein binding. The coding region runs from base 763 to 2376 and encodes 537 amino acids. Gene Ontology annotation, biological process: extracellular matrix organization. The record is from RefSeq and is a predicted model, not a curated record. Gene Ontology annotation, cellular component: extracellular matrix. NCBI's taxonomy places the organism in Eukaryota, Metazoa, Chordata, Actinopteri, Siluriformes, Ictaluridae. The transcript is spliced from 14 exons.
UUGUUUCUGUUUCCUGUGGUUUACAUUGCUUGUGUCCCUCCAUAAGGAUAUUUGGGGGCGUUCCCUGUAUGUACUCGAUGUCCCCAUGAAAGUGCGACGAUUUUGCAGAGGCUUUCUAAACCGGGUCUCGUUUUGAGUGAAGUCGGUGAAACCUGGCAACCCUGAGUAGAUCUGAGUGAAAGUGAGCGGAGUCUCAGGUGAGGAGCAGCGGUUCUGUGCUACAGAGCGCGUGCCACACACUGCAGCAGUCCUAAUGAGCAGCUUGAACAGAACAAACUUCUUCAAAGCACCACCAAAUCCGUGUUUAAAGGAGAUCUACUGUUGGUGGUGAUGGCUAGUGGUCUGCUCGUGCUCCAUUUAAAGUCAGUGUGCCAUCAGUUUUCUACAAAUCAGCUGCUUGCUGUCAGUUGAUGAGGAGUGGGGCUGGAAAAGAAGCACCUGGCACCCCCAAAAAAACAAGGGUGAUAUCCUUCUAAUCACUUCAUGCUUCCAGCACAGCCCCCUGUCCAGGAUUCUACACGUUCCUGCACACUCCAGAUGUGAGAAGAUGUUGGAAUUUCGGUCUGGUUCGUAACCAAACAGCAAGAAAAGUUUUUUUUUUUUUUUUUUUUCACCUCUCAUGGAUCUGUUAUGGAUGUAAUGAAGGACACUUUCUGCUGGAGAAGCAACACCCCCAGGAUCCCAGACUGUUUUAAAUGAUUCCUAAUUCAGAUGUGUAGAAGACUAGUGACAUUGUGAUUUGUGACUUGACGAGGAGCUAGGAUGCCAAAACAGCACUGCAGGAAACUGUCUCUGUUCCAGGCGCUCACCCUUGUUAUGCUGUUGACGUCCCUGGAUUGCCUGUCAUCCCAGGAAACUCAGGGCAGACGUGUUGGCCGUUCAUCUCGAGUGCCUCGGCAGCUGUUUUAUAAGAAUGAGUGGGCUUCGUGGGGAGUUUGGUCCGAGUGCUCUCGCUCCUGUGGAGGAGGAGCGUCCAUCCGCCGACGGAGCUGCAUCUACAGGAAUCCAGUUGGAGGCCCAUGUUUGGGAGAUCCCAGGCAGUAUAAGAUCUGCAACACUAAGGGGUGUCCUCCUGGAUCUCUAGACUUCAGAGAACUGCAAUGCAAAGCAUUUGAUGACAAGCCCCUAGUUGCUGGGAGGUACCAGUGGACUACUUUUCAUGGAGGCUCUGACCCCUGUGAGCUCAGCUGUUUGGCUCUGGGACACAAUUUCUACUACAACUUUGGGCGAGUCCUGGAUGGCACACCCUGCGCAACCGAGCCUGGGGCCGUAUGUGUGAACGGGAAAUGCCUGAAACCAGGGUGUGACCUGAUCUUUGGCUCCCAGCAGCAGGAAGAUGCCUGCAUGGUGUGUGGAGGCCAGAACACCACCUGCCUUCAUCAUCGUAGUGUGUACCGGAGUAACGGCCAGGAGAUCGGGCCAUUUGGAUACAAUGAGGUCACCAUGAUCCCAGCUGGAGCCACCCACAUCAGAGUGACUGAUAACACCAAAAACUAUUUAGCCCUUCAGAAUGGACAUUCCCAGUUUGUGAUAAAUGGGAACUGGAAGAUCAGUGUUCCAGGGGAGUAUAACGUGGCCGGGACCAAACUGCUGUACCGACGCUCUGCUGAUACAUGGGAAAGCUUUGAGGUGCCCGGGCCGACACAGGAGGACUUGCACAUUAUGGUUCUAUCCACUGAUGAGAAUUCUGGGAUAGAGUAUGAAUACUGGCUGCCCCCUGAGCUCUACGCCCUGCAUCAUGGAAGGAAGAGUCCAUACCGGCAUCAGCACACAUCAAACUUCCUGCCCUGGGAACUGCCAAUGACUACCGCCACCACUACCACCACCACAACGAGACCUCCUGCCACCACGCAGCCUUCAUGGGGUCAUGUAGGCAGACGAAGACCUCCCGUGAGACCUCCCUUUCAGCAGCAGCCACUGCCUCGUCUGGAACGAGAUGAGAAGAGUAACUACCUGCCCCGGACGCACAGCACAGGUUACUGCGGUAAGUGCAGGAGGGUGAAGGGGCGUGGGGAACGGCAGAGGCAGUACUGCCAGAAGGAUUAUGUCUUCAGAGCCAAGAUCUUGGGGAAGGUCUAUGUUGGCGAGGAGACGCGAUACGACGUGCAAAUUAUCCACACGUACCGCAACCGCUUCCGUCUGGAACGGCGUGAAUACCUAUGGGCCCCCAACAGGUGUGAUUGCCCUGCGCUGGAGGAGGGCUAUCAGUACGUGCUAAUGGUCAGGCGUCACGUAAACCAUGAACAGACACUUGAUCGCAUUCUGCUGGAGGAGGACAGCUACACUCAGCUUUACCGCCCACGUGAGGACAGCCUACUGCGCCCCCUGGAGGAUCUUUGCAGUAACAGGGGACCGAGAACUCACCAGAGAGGGUAGAGGGUGUGGACUUAGGCCCUGUUUGGCUGAAUUCAUUGUGCACUCAUUAUAUUUAAUCCUGCUUAAAAAAAAACACCACCACAAAUGACGAGAAAAAACUACUUGUGGAUAUUACAGGAACCCUUGGGAAGAAAAGGAGCCCAUAAGUUCCAGAGUUACACCAAAGCUAGUCACUAAAUGAAGCACUUUAGGUGGAUGUUAUAACCUACCUUUAAAAAUGCAUAUACCAAAGAAGAACAUUUUUUGUUGUAUUAUUAUCAGAGUUAAUGUUGCCUUACAUAUAUUUACCGACCAACCGUAAUAUUUACUUCUCCUGUCAGUGUUUUUAAUAAAAUUGAUUACCUCAUUACAAUGGCACCUGCCAAGGGGUGGGAUAUAUUAGGCAUUGAUUGUUGAUGCAUUGAAAGCAUGAAAAAUGGGCAAGUGUAAGGAUUUGAGCGACUUUGACAAGGGCCGAAUUGUGAUGACUAAACGACUGGGUCAAAAUCUCCAGGUCUUGUGGGAUGUUCCCGCUAUGCAGUGGUUAGUACCUACCAAAAGUGGUCCAAGGCUCAUUGAUGCGUGUGGGGAGCGAAGACUAGCCCGUCUGGUCCGAUCUCACAGUAGAGCUACUGUAGGACAAAUUACUGAAAAUGUUCAUGCUGGCUCUGAUAGAUAAGUGUCAUAACACACAGUUCAUCACAGCUUGCUGUACCUGCAGACUGGUCGGAGUACCCAUGCUGACCCCUGUCCACCACCUGCUCCUACAAUGGGCAGGUGAACAUCAAAACAGAACUACGGCACAAUGGAAGAAUGUGGCCUGGUCUAAUGAGUCUUGUUUUCUUUUACAUCAUGUGGCGGCUCGGUACAUAUGCGUCGCUUACCUGGGGAAGAGAUGGCACCAGGAUGGGAAGAAGGCAAGCUGGAGGAGGAAGUGUGAUGCUCUGGGCAAUGUUCUGCUGGGAAACCUUGAGGCCUGGCAUUCUUGUUGCUGUUACUUUAACACACAUACCACCUACUUAAACAUUGUUGUAGUCCAUGUACACCCCUUCAUGGCAAUGGUAUUCCCUAAUGGCAGUGGCCUCAUUCAGCAAGAUAAUGCACCAUGUCACCUGCAAAACUUGUUAAGAUGGUUUGAGGACACAGAGCUCAAGGUAUUGACUUGGCCUCCAAAUUCCCCAGAUCUCAAUCCGAUUGGAGGCCUCACCUCAGUGCUUACAGGAUUUAAAAGAUCUGCUGCUAACAUCUUGGUGCAAGAUACCACAGCACACCUUCAGAGGUCCUGUGGAGUCCAUGACGGGUCCGAGCUGUUUUGGCGGCAUGAGGGGGACCUACGCAAUAUUAGUUGGUUAGAUGGUUUUAAUGUUAUGGCUGAUCGGUAUAUAAGCAUAAAAUGUAUCUAAUUUCUCUCUGCUGUUUGUUUUUUUCCUACAAUUAUUGUUCGUUUUUUUUUAUUAUAUUUAUGAUAAUAUGUAGAAAUCAUACCUACAUUUAUGUAUGUGUUUUGCUUUUGAUAUAUAUUUUUUACUAUCAGUGUGUUUAUUGACAGUGAUGCAAAAACUUUAUUGAAUACCUCAAGCAGAAGUCUGACUUGAUAGUUAUCAAAGUGCUUCAGUGCGAUGAUCCGUUGAAGAGAGUGAAACAUUUCAGGAGGAUCUCCGUAACGAUCAGUAGACAAAGAUAAUGAUGCUGACCUGGACCCAAUCUCUUCCACUGUAUAAUCAAACUCACUGUAUUUGAUAAUAGUUUUCUAAGACCAUCAUUUAUAUUAUUUAUCUAGAAUGCAGUCCACAAUGCAUGUUCCACACACUCCACUAAUUAAACCGACACUGUGUUUUUAAUUAUUAUCAGUAAAGCUAAUGCCCGAAUAUAUAGCCAUGUCACUGAAACAUGGGGGACGCAACACCGUUCAAUAAAAACUUGCCAUGAGACAGUG